AUGGCGCUGGACCUGCUGCAGCGCGCUGCACCAUCGCGGCCAUCGCCACUCAACAAGUAUGAGCUCGAGAGGCAGGAGCGUAUCGAGGCGAACCGCCGCCGGAUGGAGGAGCUCGGCGUGCUGGAGACGGCGCGCAACCUGAUGGUCACGAUUAACGCCGCCAAGCCCCAGCGCCCCUUCCAGCAGCGCAACCCACGGAUGCCCCGCGUGGUGCGGCCGCGUAAGAUCCGCCGCUCGGGCCGCAACAAGGGUCGCAAGGGGCCCGACUACUCGGCCCUCAACAGGGGAGAGGUUGACCCCUCAGCCGGCGCGGCCGCGGCCGACGGCGACGGCGAGGGCGCGGCGGCCGGCGGGGCCGAGGGCGAGGGCGAGGGCGGCGACGCGGCGUCGUCCGACUGGGAAGGGUCGGAGCUCGACGACCUGCUGGCAGGCAUCACGUGCCACUUCUGCCGCCAGAAGAAGCUCUGCGGCGAGGACGGCUGCCCGCGCUGCAGCCGCCGCAGCAUGUCAGCAGAGUGCAUUGGCAAGUCCGACUGGGCUGCGGCGGCCGCCGCGAACGCCCCGCCACCAACUGCCCAGCUCACCGGCUGCCCGCGCCGCCGCCUCUCCAGCCUGUCGGAAGCCGGCCCGUGCGGCGCCGCGCCAGCGGCCAGCCCUUCUUACAAGCACGCGCGUCUCGCCCUGCCCGUCAUGACCCACUUCCGCAGCUCCCGCUGCCACGGCGCCACUGGCCGCUUCUGCCGCGCCUGCCUGCUGCUGCGCUACGGCCAGACCAUCGAGGAGGCGCGGGAGCAGAUGGCGGCGGGCACGUGGCUGUGCCCCCACUGCUACGAGGCGGAGCACCCCGCGGACGGCUGGAUGUGCAACAGCUCGAUAUGCAUGAAGCGCCGCGGCUUCAAGUCCGUCGCCAAGGCGUUCACAUGCUCACCGCCGGGGACGCCCUGCGCGGGGCCCACGCACCGUGCCAGCCCUUGCGGCCGCCUCACCUGA
Monoraphidium neglectum is the source of this 990-nucleotide messenger RNA. RefSeq lists its product as hypothetical. Gene Ontology annotation, biological process: regulation of DNA-templated transcription. The record is from RefSeq and is a predicted model, not a curated record. Gene Ontology annotation, cellular component: nucleus. The transcript has 7 exons. NCBI's taxonomy places the organism in Eukaryota, Viridiplantae, Chlorophyta, Chlorophyceae, Sphaeropleales, Selenastraceae. Bases 1 to 990 code for a protein of 329 amino acids.